This is a messenger RNA of Zingiber officinale, 3649 nucleotides long. Its product is annotated as conserved oligomeric Golgi complex subunit 1-like. Gene Ontology annotation, biological process: intra-Golgi vesicle-mediated transport. Bases 47 to 3283 code for a protein of 1078 amino acids. The transcript has 6 exons. Gene Ontology annotation, cellular component: COG complex; Golgi apparatus. The record is from RefSeq and is a predicted model, not a curated record. NCBI's taxonomy places the organism in Eukaryota, Viridiplantae, Streptophyta, Magnoliopsida, Zingiberales, Zingiberaceae.
CGUGCGUCCUCCCCCUCCCCUACACAGCUAUACUUUCAGAUCCGUCAUGCGGUCCCCUCCGCUUCCGUCCGCCGGAGGCGGCGCCCGCGACGCCGAUACCCUCUUCCGCUCCAAGCCGAUUCCCGAGAUCCGUGCCGCAGAGACAACCACGCGGCGGGAGAUCAAGGCCAAGGAGGAGGAGCUCCGCCUGCUCGUCGGCGAGAGCUACCGAGAUCUCAUCGACUCCGCGGACUCUAUCCUCCUCAUUCACACCUCGUCCGAGUCCAUCGACUCCAAUCUUGCUGCCGUUGAAGCCGCCCUGCGCUCCCUUUCCGUCUCCUCCGCUCCCGACUCACCCACCGUCGCCUCUAACCCGGCCCGCGCUCGCGUCUACAGCAUUGCCGCCCGGGUUAAGUACCUCAUCGACACCCCGGAGAACAUCUGGGGCUGCCUCGAUGAAUCCAUGCUACUUGAGGCCUCCGGCCGAUACCUCCGUGCCAACGAAGUUUACGGCCUCCUCACUAACAAUGCCGAUGGGGAAUUGCUUGCCAAAUUUCCUCUUAUUCGGCAUCAAUGGGAGAUUGUUGAGGGCUUCAAGUCCCAGAUAUCUCAAAGAAGCCGCGAAAGGUUGAUCGAUCAAGGGCUCACCGUCGCCGCCUACGCAGAUGCCCUAGCUGCUGCGGCCACCAUUGACGAUCUUGACCCGAAGCAGGUGCUAGGCCUUUUCUUGGACUCUAGGAGGUCGUGGAUCUCGCAGAAGUUAGUAGGUGGCAUCCUGGAUUCUAAUUCCUCUUCUUCCUUGCUAUGUGAUGUGGUUAGGACGAUCAGAUCUAGCUUGGGCCAAGUGGGCGAGCUCCUUCUUCUAGCACUGAAUGAAAUGCCGUUAUUCUACAAAAUGGUGCUUGGGUCUCCCCCUGGGACACAGCUGUUUGGUGCAAUCCCUCAUCCUGAGGACGAAGUGAGGCUCUGGAAGUCGCAUCGGGAGAAAUUGGAAGCAACCAUGGUGCUGCUUGAACCAGAUUUUAUUGCGGGGACCUGUUCUUCUUGGUUAGGUGACUGCUGUGAGGAAAUUUUUGGUAGUUGGGCAAGUGGUAAACGUAUAACUGAUGCAAUUGCAAGCGGGGAGGGCCUUGCAUCUGCAGAAAAGAUGGUUCGUUAUACUUUGGAUGAUCGAGACGGAUUGGAAGAGAGCUUGGAACAUUGGCUGAAAAGUGUCUUUGGUUCUGACAUUGAGACCCCUUGGGACCAGCUUCGUGGACUUAUCCUGAAGAAUGGAAAAGAUAUCUUAGAGGAUAGGCUGGAAGAUGCGUUUACUAGAAGAAUGAAAGAGAUCAUGGAUUCGGAGUUUGCAAACUUGAACAUAGAUAUCAACUUGCGGAACUCUAUCCAGGCUAUUGUGAAAACUACAUACAGAAAUGACUCAGAUGAUUCACAAGCUUAUUUGAGAAAGCUGUCAAUUGAUGGUGGAAUUUGGUUCUCAGAACCAAUUCAAAAGAAAACAGGACUGCUUUAUGCACAUAAGCCAACAAUUUAUGAGAAUGACUUCAACAGUAGCCUAAAUGCAUAUCUUGGACCUGAAGUUAGUCGGAUUAGAGAUGCCUUGGACAGAAAAUAUCAAACCAUACUAGAAGAUCUUUUGUGCUAUGUGGAAUCUCACAAUUCUUUUUUGAGGUUGAAAGAACUGGCACCAUAUCUUCAAGAAAAAUGUUACAGCACCAUAGCUGUCUUACUAAAGGAACUUGAAGAUGAACUUGCACUGCUCACUGCUGCUUUGGAAAGAGACACAGAGGACAGGGAGUUACCACACGCUGUCCUUAUUGACAGAUCACUCUUUAUAGGACGCCUUUUGUUUACAUUACAAAACGAUUCGAGUCAUAUACCUCUAAUUCUCGGUUCCCCAAGGCAGUGGGUUAAAGACUCUCCUGGUGCAGUCUCUGUUAGCUUCUCAUCAUCUCCUCUGCCUGUGAAACAUAAAGCAUUUUUUGAUUCUCCAAUCUCUCCCCGUCAUAGCAACAGCUCUAAAAGCCCUAGGAGACAGUUUCUUGAUAAUCCUAGAAGGCAGACAAUUUCAGCUGCUGCUGCAUUGUUUGCAUUGGAUGAAACCUCAAAUCCAAAGCUUGAGGUACUCAAUAAAAUCUUUAAAGAUUUGCGCAUCAAAUCUCAUGGCCUAUGGAUUGUUUGGCUGUGCAAUGAGUUAGUACUAAUUCUUUCUAAGGAUUUUGUCAAAGAUGAAGCAUUAUCUUCUUCAACUUCUUUGCAGGGUUGGGAAGUGACUAACAUCAAACAAAAUGAUUCCAAGGAAGGUUCUUUGGAGAUGACAAUCUCUCUUCCUUCUAUGCCUUCACUCUAUAUCACCUCCAUUCUCUUUCAAGCUUGUUUAGAAAUUCACAGAAUCGGAGGUCAUAUUCUUGAUCGAUAUACAUUGCAGAUGUUUGCUUGGAAACUUUUACAGAAGGUGGUUGAAAUCUAUGAAAGAUUUUUAUUAGCCAUGGAGAAUGGUGAAUUUCAAGUCUCAGAUAAAGGAAUACUGCAGAUUUUGCUAGAUUUAAAAUUCAUUGCUGAUAUUCUCUCUGGAGGCAAAGACUCUGCUGUCAGCGGUUCUGAAUCAAAUGCCAAAGAAGAUUCACCAAAAGUUAAAACAUUAAAACCGGCAUUGAGAUGGAAACAGACACAAAACAAGCCUGAUUGUGCUAAUGUGGCAGCCAUUACAAAACUAAUCAAUAGCUUUACAAAGAGGCUGGAUCCAAUUGACUGGGCUAUGUAUGAGCCUUACCUCUGGGAGAAUGAGAAACAAUCAUAUAAGCGAUAUUCUGUCCUUUUUGGCUUCUUAGUUCAGCUUAAUCGUAUGUACACUGAGACCGUUCAGAAAUUGCCUACAAAGUCAAACACAGGUUCCAACAUUAUGAGAUGUUCCACAGUUCCCCGAUUUAAAUACCUACCUAUCAGUGCUCCUGCAUUAUCCACAAGAAAUCUACAUAAAUCAGCGAUGCAGACUUCUGAUGAUGCUUCGAUGAGGAGCCCCUGGAAAGCAUAUGGAAGUGGUGAACAAUCUCCAAAGCCUGACUUUGAUGAUAGUCCAAACUAUGGAAUUGCUGCACCAUUGUUGAAGUCUAUCAUGACACAGGUGGGAAGCAAAUUUGGAGAGAGUACCUCCAGGUGGGGUUCUAUGCUUUCUGAUGGCCAAGUUGGUAGGCUCAAAGACAGAUCUGCGGCUGCCAUGUCGACAUUUGGUGACAUUCUUCCUGGCCCUGCAGCAGGGCUUCUAUCGUCUCUUACAUCAGGUGCAGCCAUGUUUGACCCUUAGUCUGUGCUUAUUCGUUAUCGAAAUUGGUAUUCAGAUGAACAGAAUGCAUCUGGUUGGAGAGGCUACUUCCAGUCUCACAUGGACUGUAACACAUCUCACAGCACGAGCAGUUCGCAGUUAAAAUGUGGCCCCAAGCAUUGGAAGCUGUGUUCGCAUUGUCCAGCGAUGGGAAUUGGAACACUUGUACGGAAGUUGACGGAUCAGAGUUGUAUAUGUUACAAGAUUCACAGUAUCAUCAAAAAAAUAUAUAUAGUUUUCCGGCAGGACCGAAUAAUACUAAUUGUUGUGGUCGAGCUUUGCUCCUUUUUUGCAUGGCGACAUUGUUAUAUAUUUAAUAAUAAAAUUCAUUUGUUUUUUGCCUGGUUA